Messenger RNA from Poecilia latipinna (sailfin molly), 1519 nucleotides. RefSeq names its product tripartite motif-containing protein 16-like. Gene Ontology annotation, molecular function: protein binding; zinc ion binding. Bases 130 to 1299 code for a protein of 389 amino acids. Lineage: Eukaryota; Metazoa; Chordata; Actinopteri; Cyprinodontiformes; Poeciliidae. The record is from RefSeq and is a predicted model, not a curated record. The transcript has a single exon.
GUCUGUUUGGUUUCUUAUUGUGAGGAUCACCUCCAACCUCACUAUGAUUCUCCCAAUUUUAAAAAGCACAAGCUGGUGGAUCCGUCCAAGACUCUCCAGGAGAACAUCUGCUCUCGUCAUGAUGAGGUGAUGAAGAUCUUCUGUCGUACUGAUCAGCAGUGUAUCUGUUAUCUCUGCACUAUGGAUGAACAUAAAGGCCAUGAAACAGUCCCAGCUGCAGCAGAAAGAGCUGAGAAGCAGAAGAAGCUCCAGGAGAGUCGACAACAAAUCCAUCAGAGAAUCCAGGACCAAGAGAAAGAUGUGAAGCUGCUUCAACAGGAGGUGGAGGCCAUCAAUCACUCUGCUGAUAAAACAGUGGAGGACAGUGAGAAGAUCUUCACUAAGCUGAUCCGUCUCCUCCAGGAAAGAAGCUCUGAUGUGAAGCAGCAGAUCAGAUCCCAGCAGGAAACUGAAGUGAGUCGAGUCAAAGAUGUUCAGGAGAAGCUGGAGCAGGAGAUCACUGAGCUGAAGAGGAAAGACGCUGAGCAGGAACAGCUCUCACACACAGAGCAUCACCCCCAGUUUCUCCUCAACUACCCCUCACUGCCAGCACUCAGGGAGUCGACACACUCAUCCAGCAUCAACAUCCGUCCUCUGAGAUACUUUACAGAUGUGACAGCAGCUGUGUCAGAGCUCAGAGACAAACUACAGGACGUCCUGAGAGACUCAUGGACAAACAUCAAACUGAAAGUCACUAAGGUAGAUGUUUUACUGUCAGAACCAGAGAAAAGAGCUGGAUUCUUCAAAUACUCAAGAGACAUCACUCUGGAUCCAAACACGGCAAACACAUUUCUGUUUUUGUCUCAGGGGAACAGAAAAGUAAAGAAAGUCAAACAACAGUGUUUUUCUGAUCAUCCAGGCAGGUUCACCGAUUGUUCUCAGGUUCUGAGUAGAGAGAGUCUGACUGGACGUUGUUACUGGGAGGUGGAGUGGACUGGGAGAGGAGUUGUUGUAGCAGUUUCAUACAAGAACAUCAGCAGACAAGGAGGACUUGGAUUCAAUGACAAAUCUUGGGCAUUAUAUUGCGAUACAGACAGUUACAUAUUUUAUCAUAACAACAUUAAAACUCCAAUACCAGGUCCAGUUUCCUCCAGAAUAGGAGUGUACCUGGAUCACAGAGCAGGUAUUCUGUCUUUCUACAGCGUCUCUGGAGCCAUGACUCUCCUCCAUAGAGUCCAAACAACAUUCACUCAGCCGCUACAUGCUGGGGUUGGACCUGUCGAGUAUGGAGCCUCUGCUGAAUUUGUUAAACCUAAAUAGUCAGCAGUGAUCUGAGGUCCAGUUGAUUAAAAUGUGUAUCUUAGUUUCUUUCUUUAGAUUUCAUCAUUGUUGGAAUUUUGUCACUGUUCAGAAAACAGCUGUCUUUAUGGAGCUACUUUGUCAUCUUGUUUGUUUUGUUGAUGUUGGAGUUUGUUUGGGUGCUGCAUUUUCCUAUUUCUUUUCAGUCAUGGGGGUUAUCAUUGCUAAGGAUGAAUUUAAU